AUGAUCAGCAGAGUUCUGGAGGGAAAGCACUUCUCUGGAGACGUGGACAUCUUCCUGGAUGUGCAAAAGGCGAUACGCGCCUGGAUGAAGGAGCCGCUGCAGCGCGCUGUUGCAGCAGCCCCCACUCACGACGACAGUGCAGAAUUGAUUUGGUACCUGCAGCGGAUGCCAAACGCAACCCUGGGUCCGUACCUGCAGAAUCACAUCGAGUUUCGCAAGUUCGAUCGGUUCUAUCGGAAAUACUACCCUGCAAUGCGAGAAGGCAUCUCUUCGGGAAGAGCCUGGGAGAUCAAGACAUGGUUGUACGAUCCGAUGCAGGAUUUCAUCGCAGCGGAAGUUUUUGAGCUGCAAUAUCUCAAAGAUCCUGUGGUCGAGGCCCUCUC
Molecule: messenger RNA, 383 nt
Organism: Symbiodinium sp. CCMP2456
Lineage: Eukaryota; Dinophyceae; Suessiales; Symbiodiniaceae
Source: the annotation of a GenBank genome assembly